UAACUAUUGGGGUUGCUCCAAAGCCUCCAAUGAACUCCACCGAGUCUUAACCGAAUGACUUGAUUGUCACUUCGAUGCCACUUACCUUGGGCAGUUGGGCUUAAUUAGCAGUUAGCACGUCGUCCAGCAGAAACCUUCCUCCAGGUCGAGGCCAUCUUCUACACGGAGUACUGGAGUAGAAGAGAGAAAUAGACCAAAAACCAGCCAUGGAGAUCGAAGGUUCAGAUGGCUCUAAAUUACUGCUAAAGCCUGAUUCAACCGCCAUUUUUGGUAGAGGGAAUGGAUUUAAUUCAAACGAUUUAACAGUCUCUCGUCGUCAUGUUUCGUUCGAAUUCAAUCCCUCAUUCGACACCCAAACAGGCCCUAGGGUUUCAUUUGAAGUCCUGGGUAAAAACCCAAUUUGGGUUUACAAUAAACAGCAAGAUAAUGGGAAUAUGAAAGUUUUCAAGAGAUUUCAAAGGGGUCAAUUGGGUAUAGAUGAUAUGUUCUGUGUUUCUCCUAACACCCCAAUUUGGUUUACUCUCAAGAAGGUUGACGAGGGUUUUGAGGAGAGAGAAACUAAAUGUGAGGAAACGAAGGGAAGAAUUAAUGCUGAUUUGAGUGAAAGUUUGGAAACUGAUUCUGGGUUUGAAGGAAUUGAUGAUUUUGGGUUGGAUUCUGUUGAUGUUGCCAAUAUUAACCCAGUUCAAGAGUUUGGGUUUCUUGUGAUUGGACAUGAAUUUGAUCAGUAUCCGAAGCAAAUGAUCCGUGAUAUCAAGAAAUGGGAUUGGUUCCUUGAUGAUCCUAAGAAGGGAGAUACUGACGACGAUGAGGAUUCCGAGAAGAAAGGAACUAGGAGUGGGGGGAAAAGGAAGAAAGGGAAUAGACGAGGUGAUGGUGAUGGUGAUGUAGAUGAGGAGUGGAGUGCUGAGAGCGAAGACGAGGAACCAACUACAAAAGCAAGGAAGGUUCAAAGACCAAAGUAUGAUACACGAUCAAAAGACAAUGCUGUACGCCAAAAAGGGACAACAGAUAGGAAAUCUUCUGCCAAAACAAGCAGGAGGGAAGAAGAGGAGGAUGAAUCUGAAGACGAGGAGGAUGAAUCUGAAGACGAGGAGGAUGAAACCUUAGGAGGCUUUAUUGUAACUGAUGACGACGAGGCUGUAGAAGAAGAAGAAGAUGAAAAUGAUGAAAUAGAUGAAGAGGAAGAAUUUGUGGAAGAUGAAGUAGAAGACUAAUGGCACUUUUACAUACUCGAUACUAGAUAGUUUAAGCUUAAUGUUGCAUAAAAUCAGCUGUACAUUGUCUUUUUUGUGCGUUGUAUAAAAUGUAUGAAUGUAUCACCAGUUUUUUGUAGUAUGAAUUGUCUUCUUUCUUUGACUCUAA
Messenger RNA from Spinacia oleracea (spinach), 1365 nucleotides. Its product is annotated as DEK domain-containing chromatin-associated protein 4. Bases 207 to 1217 code for a protein of 336 amino acids. Gene Ontology annotation, molecular function: protein binding. The record is from RefSeq and is a predicted model, not a curated record. The transcript is spliced from 2 exons. Lineage: Eukaryota; Viridiplantae; Streptophyta; Magnoliopsida; Caryophyllales; Amaranthaceae.